This is a messenger RNA of Heterocephalus glaber (naked mole-rat), 450 nucleotides long. The record is from RefSeq and is a predicted model, not a curated record. NCBI's taxonomy places the organism in Eukaryota, Metazoa, Chordata, Mammalia, Rodentia, Bathyergidae.
UGGACCCUGUGCGUGCAGAUGGUGUUACCUGGACCUUGAGCAGCAUCACGCGGAUAUCAAAGGUCUGGUGAAAGGUUGAUGGAACUUUUUGACAAUGGGCAAGAACAAAUUAAGAGGGCAGAAGUCCAGGAAUGUAUUUCACGUAGCCAGCCAAAAGAACUUUAAGUCCAAAAACAAAGCAAAACCAGUCACCACUAAUCUUAAAAAGAUAAACAUUGUAAAUGAUGAAAAAAUUCAUAGAAUGAAUAAUGAUUUUGUAAAUAUUCAGAAGGAACUUGAAAAUUUCUCAAAAGUGCUUACUCUUGAACCACUGGAGAAAGAGCUGAAUCAGCAGCAUCAUGAAAAUGAACCAGUUAAUGUUGAUGAAGCUACAAGAUUAAUGGCUCAAUUGUAAUACAAUGGAGAUGUAUCAAAUUCCCCCCAAAAACUCAAUAAAAUAAGUAUUUUAUA